GCAAGGCACAUGGCAAAGCUCUACAAAUGCUGGAAAUCUGGGCCAAUCUUCUAAUUCAGUGCUUUCCCAGUUUCCCUCAUCCUCUCUGCGCUGGGAGCGACCAACAUUUCUUCCUCUUCUUUCACAGAAUCAAAGUGGGAGAGCACAAGGAACCACAAUCAAUUGGCUUUAAGGUUUGUUUCUCAACAAACAAUAAAAGGGGAAGAAAAUUCCACUGGCUAAAGACGAAGAAUAAGACGAACGACGAGGAGUAAGACGGGCACUCUAGUAAUUUUGAUCUCCUCCUCCUCCUCCAUGUUCGCAUCCGCUCAUUUGAACACCAACAGCGACGCUCCCAUCAUUUCCGUCGGCGGCGGCCGCAGUUUCUGGUUAAUGGCAGUGCCUACCACGACCUCCACCUCGGCGGUGGUGGUCACGGCCUUGGCUGGGGUGGCUCUCAUCGCUGUGAUUUUCUACGGUGCCAGUAGCGGUCGCCUCAAAUCACCAUGGUCACGCAGGAAAAGAAAACAUGCACUUUCACCACAGCAGUGGAAAAGCUUGUUUACGCAAGAUGGAAGACUCCGUGAUGGUGGAGCUAAGUUCUUGAAAAGAGUUCGCAGUGGAGGUGUUGAUCCCACUAUUAGGGCUGAAGUUUGGCCAUUUCUACUUGGAGUCUAUGACUUGGACAGCACCAAAGAAGAAAGAGAUGUUAUAACAAGUCAAAAUAGAAAUGAAUAUCAAAAGAUCCGCAGGCGAUGCCAGAAGUUCCUAAAUCAGAAUAAUGGGAGCUUCAAGGUAAAUGAAACUGGUGGAGUCAGCAGUGAAGGAGAUAGUGGGGUUGUCAUUCAUGACUCUGCCUCUCUUAGUUCUGAGGAUGUUGUUAGUGCAAGGGAAUCCCUUUCUAGUGAGGAGAAGAGCCCUGAUGUUGAGUUCUCAGAUGAUCGAUCCAGUGCAUUGGUUGACAGAGAUGAUGUUGCCACUAUCAACAAUGCUGGUGCCUCUACACUGGAUACUGAUUCAUCUUAUUCAGAUUCAUCAGAAGGUCCUGAAGUAAUUCAGAAUUUCCCCUCUGGGCCUUGUCAAGAGGAGAAUGAUCCCAAGAUAGUUUCCAAGAAGGAUUCUUCACCCCAAACGGAAGUCUCAUCAAAACUUAAAAGUAAGGAAGAUUUUGCGACAUGGCAGCGUAUCAUUAGACUUGAUGCAGUGCGUGCUAAUGCAGAAUGGAUGCCUUACUCCCCCUCUCAGGCUGUGGUUUCGGAGAGUAGGGCACAACGAUCUGCUGAGGCGGUAGGCUUGAAGGAUUAUGGUCACCUAGAGCCCUGCAGAGUAUUCCACGCUGCUCGACUAGUUGCUAUCCUUGAGGCAUAUGCGCUAUAUGACCCUGAGAUUGGCUAUUGUCAAGGCAUGAGUGAUCUGUUGUCUCCUAUCAUAACUGUUAUAUCUGAGGAUCACAUGGCUUUUUGGUGUUUUGUUGGAUUCAUGAAAAAGGCACGGCAGAAUUUUAGGCUUGAUGAGGUAGGUAUAAGGAGGCAACUUAAUAUUGUUGCUAAAAUUAUCAAGUUCAAGGAUUCCCACCUAUAUAGGCACUUGGAGAAACUCCAGGCUGGGGAUUGUUUUUUUGUUUAUCGGAUGGUGGUGGUAUUGUUCAGAAGGGAAUUGACAUUCGAACAGGCUCUUUGCCUCUGGGAAGUGAUGUGGGCAGACCAAGCGGCAAUCAGGGCAGGUAUUGGGAAGUCUGCAUGGAGCAGAAUAAGGCAGCGUGCUCCCCCAACAGAGGAUUUAUUGCUUUAUGCAAUAGCAGCUUCAGUGUUGCAAAAGAGGAAAUUGAUUAUUGAGAAAUAUAGCAGCAUGGAUGAGAUCAUCAGGGAAUGCAAUGGCAUGGCAGGACAAUUGGAUGUUUGGAAACUGCUUGAUGAUGCACAUAACUUGGUGGUAACCCUUCAUGACAAAAUAGAGACAACAUUCCGGUGAUUGCAUUCGGAUGAUCAUUAAAAUGAUUUACAAUAUUUUUUAAAGAUCUUAUUUAUUUUAGUCUCUCUAGUAGGAAGAACAAAAAAAGAGCAUUGCAAAUGAUUCAACUUUGAGCUUUGGUGCUUUAUCUAGCCCUGGUUGCCGUUAAUGAGCCAGUAGGGAUGGAAGUUAGUUAGGUGUGUGUGUUUUCAUCCUACUUUGCUCUUCAUCUUAAUUUUAACAACAACAAAAACCUUUAAAAGGUACUUUUAUAUA
This is a messenger RNA of Neltuma alba, 2205 nucleotides long. RefSeq names its product GTPase-activating protein GYP7-like. Gene Ontology annotation, biological process: activation of GTPase activity. Gene Ontology annotation, molecular function: GTPase activator activity. Bases 295 to 1950 code for a protein of 551 amino acids. NCBI's taxonomy places the organism in Eukaryota, Viridiplantae, Streptophyta, Magnoliopsida, Fabales, Fabaceae. The transcript has 5 exons. The record is from RefSeq and is a predicted model, not a curated record.